Messenger RNA from Moesziomyces antarcticus, 264 nucleotides. RefSeq lists its product as uncharacterized. The record is from RefSeq and is a predicted model, not a curated record. The transcript has a single exon. NCBI's taxonomy places the organism in Eukaryota, Fungi, Basidiomycota, Ustilaginomycetes, Ustilaginales, Ustilaginaceae. Bases 1 to 264 code for a protein of 87 amino acids.
AUGUGGGGCCGCCUUGCGAAUCCGUCGGUGCGCACACGCCGACUCGCCACCUCGUCGUUCUUCAUCGCCACCUUCGCCGCCGCCUUCCUCACCGUCUCGCUCUCGGCCUCCACCAUCCUGCCGUGCCCGGCGUCGCGCGCGCCCACACGAGCCACCAUGGCCGAAGAAUCCGACCGCGAAAAACCGCGCUCCGCCGUCGGCCAGAAGGUCGUCCUCACCAGGAAGGGCGGCUGGAUCGAAGUCGAACAGCCCGUCAAAGCAUAG